AUGAGCGAAAUUCCUAGCGACAUCACUGAAAUGCGCGCUCGCCUGAGCGAGCAAAGGCGCGAGUGGGCCGCGAAAGGAGAGCCUUACCCGACGGAAGAAUGGGCACGCCAACAGGCGGAAGCUCUGCAGGAUGAAGCAGAGCAACAGUAUUGGGAGGAACUCCCACUUAUAGACGCGCUGAGGACCACUGCGUUCCAGCUCCGGAGGGUUCUCUCGAAUCAUCCGGUAAACGAGGAUAGGUUGCUUGCGCUGGUAGAUCGCCAGGAGCAAAACAUGCUGAACUAUGAAGCAUGGAUGGCGACCCACGACAGGAUGAAGGAAGAGACGGAAUGGGUCUGGGAGCCGUCGGACGAGGAGCAGCAGCGGACGACGGAGAAGGAGGCGCGGUGGCAUGCCCGCCUGCAGGAGGUGGAGGAGGAAGAGCGUCGAUUGUGGGAGGAACCGGUGCAGGACUCGUGGGAGGUCCCACUCACCCCCAGUUACGCGGCCGAGGAGCCCAGUCCGGGACGGAAGAGUGAGGAUGGGGACGAGCCCUGCGCGCCAUCCCCUCCGCGGUGGCUGCCGGAGGUGCCACCCACUCCCCGCUACGAGGGGGAGUGGUUCGCAAACGAGGUUCGGGAUAGCGACGGAGGAGCUCCGUUGGCCACGCCGCCGUGGAGGCCGGCCCGGCCACCCACGCCCCCACCAGGUACAGGGAGGGAGGCGGAAUCGCUGGAAAAAGGACCCUGGGUGUGGCUCGAGCCACCGGCCACCCAAAGACCUCCGCUGCAGCGGCCUUCGACCCCCGGAGCGACGCGCCCGCGGCCGCAGUUCACGCGACAAGUAUUGGCCCCGGAGGAAGGAGGCUGGCGUGAGAUCGCUAGAAGCGAAUGGCCGGAGGGGAUCGAGGAGGCACCCGCGGUCGCGACGGCACGGCGGAAGGGCGGCAGGCGUUGCGUCUUGGUCACCGAAGGCGGACCGAGGUACCGGCAAAUGCGAAGUCCUCUCCGCACCCGCUCUCGAAAGUUGCCAAUAUGGAGUCAGAUGCAGCCAACAGAGGACGAGUGA
Molecule: messenger RNA, 1047 nt
Organism: Drosophila subpulchrella
Lineage: Eukaryota; Metazoa; Arthropoda; Insecta; Diptera; Drosophilidae
Exons: 4
Coding region: 1-1047 (348 amino acids)
Source: RefSeq, a predicted model, not a curated record